Messenger RNA from Lolium perenne, 2428 nucleotides. RefSeq names its product CDP-diacylglycerol--serine O-phosphatidyltransferase 1. Gene Ontology annotation, biological process: phosphatidylserine biosynthetic process. Gene Ontology annotation, molecular function: L-serine-phosphatidylethanolamine phosphatidyltransferase activity. NCBI's taxonomy places the organism in Eukaryota, Viridiplantae, Streptophyta, Magnoliopsida, Poales, Poaceae. The record is from RefSeq and is a predicted model, not a curated record.
UUCCCUUGAUUCUUCAGUCGCAUUGCUCCACAAAAACACCCAAAUUCCCCCCGUUAACCUCAAGUUCUCAACAGAGACCCACACUUCAAUCAGACCGCUCCAAUUCCUCCAUACGCAUCAGUUAUCUAUGCGUGGAGAAUGCCACCAGCAGAUUCGAUUUGGUUGUUGCGGGCAUCUCCAGUUCCUGAACUUUUGCGGCAUUGCGAAAAGCUGCUGCGUUCACCUUUUCUGUUUUCUUAAUUUGGAGAGGGAGGUGUACGGCUUCAGCAGCAGCUAAAUCAUGCUGUUCUAUUUCUUCUGAAUUGUUUCCUCGGUCGAGUCCUAUUCAAGUUCAAAUGCAUUUUCUUUUCCUCUCCCCCAUCUUCCUCUGUCCCAGCCUUUCAUGCUUGGUUUUCUGUGAAAGCCUUUAGUUGUAGGCUUACAGCAGACAGCCCCUUUUGUUAUCCUGGAACAACCAGAGCCACACAAGUUGUGACUUGUGAGCAUUGCUGUAGGAACCUCACUACCUCACCUAGCCAGAAUGCUACUCUGAACCGUUCGCCUGCAUAGUGUCUAGAGCUAGAAUAGUAAACUUGUCCACUGCAAGUUGUGAAGCUUGGUGAUGCUUCUGAAGUGCAGCUCGAUGUGUUUAUGCCAAAUUUAGUUUUUUCCUCCUUGAAGUGCUUAUUUCCAGAUGUGUUCGGUCAUCUCUUGAUGUACCACCAGUAUCUGCUUGUACAUUAUUCAGAUGUUAGUCAUUUGUCUCACUGGAGAUGCUGUGCAUCUUUAGCAAGCAUACUCGUUCCUAGCCACUUAGUUCUUGUUGGAGGACAGUAUUUGUUCUGAUAUGCUAUUAUGGAUAUUCUACAGAUACUAAAUUGCCGAGGUUGUUACCAUGGAGGCCAAUGGUCAUGAUAAACCUAGUAGAGAAUAUAUUGGCAGAGAGUGCAAUGGUGUAAAGCCAGUCAGCAAUUUCGGUGAAGUUGAUCCAUGGACGGCAUGGGCGUACAGACCACGGACAAUCUCAUUGUUACUGAUGGGAACCUGCUUUUUAAUUUGGGCAAGUGGCGCUUUUAAUCCAGAAGGAAGCUUCUCUGCUGACCGCAUCUCAUCUGUGAAAAGGGGUGUCUUCGCAAUGAUUGCUGUUUUCUUGGCUUAUUCUUUUCUUCAGGCACCUUCAACUGUGCUCAUCAGACCACAUCCUGCAAUUUGGCGCCUGGUCCAUGGGAUGGCAGUUGUUUACCUUGUAUCCCUCACUUUUUUGCUUUUCCAGACUCGUGAUGAUGCUAGGCAAUUUAUGAAGUAUCUUCACCCGGAUCUUGGUGUUGAAUUACCUGAAAGAUCUUAUGGAACUGACUGCCGCAUAUAUGUACCUGAUCAUCCAAAAAGCAGGUUUAACAAUGUUUAUGACAUCCUUUUUGACGAGUUUGUAAUUGCCCAUAUCCUUGGAUGGUGGGGAAAGGCUAUAAUGAUACGGAAUCAACCACUUCUAUGGGUGUUAUCAAUUGGCUUUGAGUUAAUGGAGCUGACUUUUCGUCAUAUGUUGCCAAAUUUUAACGAAUGCUGGUGGGAUAGCAUUGUUCUAGACAUAAUGAUCUGCAACUGGUUCGGUAUCUGGGCUGGAAUGAAGACAGUGAGAUACUUCGAUGGGAGGACAUAUGAAUGGGUUGGCUUAAGUCGCCAGCCCAAUAUUAUCAGCAAGGUGAAAAGGACACUAGGUCAGUUCACACCAGCACAGUGGGACAAAGAUGAGUGGUAUCCUCUGCUUGGUCCUUGGAGAUUCAUCCAAGUUCUAAGCUUGUGUGUAAUUUUCAUGACCAUCGAGCUAAACACGUUCUUUCUUAAAUUCUGCCUUUGGAUUCCUCCCCGGAACCCCUUGAUUGUUUACCGACUGGUCCUUUGGUGGUUGAUUGCGAUACCAACCAUCCGCGAAUACAAUACAUACUUGCAGGACAGGAAACCGGUAAAAAAGGUGGGGUCUUUUUGUUGGCUUUCGGUGGCUAUAUGCAUCAUAGAGCUUCUGAUCUGCAUCAAGUUUGGACAUGGCCUAUUUCCAAAGUCGAUGCCAUCGUGGUUGAUCAUAUUCUGGACGGCGGUGGCCUUGCUUCUCAUGAUGUUCAUUCUUGUGUGGACUUGGAAAAUUUACCGAACAAUGUUAAGAAAGAGGCUGUGAUUGCGACAACACGUUGUUUCUGCAGCCCACCAUUCUUUUUUUUUUCAAUUCAAUAUUUCCGUGUAAAUAUUUAUUCAAAUUCUGUACAUGCAGUAGCCAUUAAUCGGUGAUCAUGAGAAGAUUACCAUAAGCAAUUUUAUGUCGACCCGUCAGCAAAAUAAGAUCCCACUUCAUUCCAUUGAUGUAUCCUGCCAAUCAACUCUGAAACUCCUUUCGUGCAACCUACCUCUGAGACUCUGAGUCCAUAAUAGCAAUGAAAUAAGCUUUAUUCUGCUA